GGUGAUUCAGCCGCGUGGCCGCGCCGGCCAGGGCGGGGGGCGCGCGCCGCUGCUGAAAGGCAGGUCCCGGCGGCGUCCUCUCGAAUCGCCCAGUAGGUGCGCCUCCCGGGCGGAUUCGGGCCCCGAGGGCCAGAGCGCGGCGGGGAGCGGCAGUGCUGGACUUCCUGAUUAUUGUGUCUUCCUCUGCCCCUGAAUCUGAACAUGCCUGCUCCUCCUCGGCUAACUGGAGUAAAAAGUUUAGGAUUGUUUUCUGAUCAAGCAGACAGCUCAGCAUAGAAUCCAAGAUGAAUGUCCACCGUGGCAAUGAGAGCGACAGGUUAUUGCGGCAGGAAACCAGCUGCCUGAUGGAUGAAACCUCAGCUGCAGCCCAAGAAAAAGAAACAAAUAGCCUGACUUCUCCUGGUCUUCAAAAUCUUGCUUAUCCUCUAGUUCCCAGGAAUGAUGACCUUGCACUUGACUACGCCUCUCAGCCAGCUAACCUGCAGUUCUCUCACAUAAUGCCACUUCCUGAAGACAUCAAAGGAUCCUGCUUCCAAAGCGGGAAUAAGCGGAACCAUGAAUCCUUUAUUGCUCCAGAACGAUUUGGAAACAGCACUGUGGGCUUUGGGAGUACCAUUCAUUCCCAGGCACCAGAGAAAGUGACACUUCUUGUAGAUGGUACGCGUUUUGUUGUGAAUCCACAAAUUUUCACUGCUCAUCCGGACACCAUGUUGGGAAGGAUGUUUGGACCAGGAAGAGAGUACAACUUCACAAGGCCCAAUGAGAAAGGAGAGUAUGAGAUUGCUGAGGGAAUCAGUGCAACUGUAUUUCGAACGGUGCUGGAUUACUACAAAACUGGUAUCAUCAAUUGUCCCGAUGGCAUCUCUAUCCCAGACCUUAGAGAUACAUGUGAUUAUCUCUGCAUUAACUUUGACUUCAACACUAUCCGGUGUCAAGAUCUGAGUGCUUUACUGCAUGAACUGUCUAAUGACGGUGCUCACAAGCAGUUUGAUCACUACCUCGAAGAACUGAUCCUGCCCAUCAUGGUGGGCUGUGCCAAGAAGGGGGAGCGAGAGUGCCACAUUGUUGUGCUGACGGAUGAGGACUCUGUGGACUGGGAUGAGGACCAUCCCCCACCCAUGGGGGAGGAGUAUUCCCAAAUUCUUUAUAGCUCCAAGCUCUACAGAUUUUUCAAAUAUAUUGAGAAUCGGGAUGUUGCUAAAACAGUGUUAAAGGAACGGGGCCUGAAAAACAUUCGCAUUGGAAUUGAAGGUUACCCUACCUGUAAAGAAAAAAUUAAGCGAAGACCUGGCGGCCGGUCUGAAGUAAUCUAUAACUAUGUGCAGCGCCCCUUUAUCCAGAUGUCGUGGGAAAAGGAGGAAGGAAAGAGUCGCCAUGUGGAUUUCCAGUGUGUUCGAAGCAAAUCCCUCACUAAUCUGGUAGCUGCCGGAGAAGAUGUCUUGGAGGACCAGGAGAUACUAAUGUAUCACCCACCGCAAGUGGAUGAACUUGACCGGCUAAAUGCCCCCCUUUCUCAGAUGGCUUCUAACGACUUUCAGGAUUAGGGCCAGCUGUGGUCCACCCCUCUGCGGAGCUCUUCUCUGUCUGGGUUGCCCAAAGCCAGUCCUUCCCAUGAGUCAGAGACAUGCUUCUCCCUCAUCCUUCCCUUUUCUCCCCCAGUUAACGUGUGUCCUUUUCAGUAUGUCUGCACCUCUGGCAGAGGAUGAAAAAGCGCUCACUGGGAAUUAAGCGACCAGCUUGGCAGCAGCCCUGGCAACUUGAAAAUUUAGGUCUGGUGCUGUUCACUGAGUCUUUGCAUAACUGCAAAGCAGGGAAGGAAGUCAAAACCCCUAUUGCCUCAUAUUCAGCAAAGCAGGUCUCAUCCUUUAUGCUUUGUUCUUGGCUUUUGUUCUGUUUUCUUUUAUACCAGGCACAUUACUUAGCAGCAAAGGGACCAAACUGAAAAGGAGACAAUCUCUCUUCUGCGAGUAGGCAUUAAUGGGAUAGUGGUUAGAGGUAAAUGAAGAUGCUCUUCCUGGUGGCACCUGCACCCAGAUUGCAUCUGGAUAGAACUAGGCUUAUUCAGGAUGUGUAAAAGGAAAUUCUUAAGCACUUAAAUUCAGUUUUGUUUUUUCAUUAAUGCAGCAAACAACCCCAAACCACACAGACAGAUUCUGUGACAGGAAGGAUAAUGGCGUAACAGGGUUUAUGAACCCUUUUUAGCUUCAUGGUGUUUGAGCCUAAAUCAGUUAUUCAUUUGUAAUGAAACCCACAACUCAAGUAGAAGAGCCUCUCCACAUCAGGCCACUUGGAUUAUCCUGGUUUAGAAUCUGGUGCAAAGCCGUAGGUCUGUGGGUGAGGCUGGGAGCCCUUAGAUAUGGCUACAGGCUUUCAAGAUGUGGGCAGAAACUUCUCACAAGUGCUCAGUUCUCACUAGAAAGACUUGUAAGAGCUCCAGGGAGGGAGCACUUGGGGCAAAGCUGGGGGCGGAAACCACCUUCCCAGGCCUUGUCCCAGUACAGGAUUUUUCUUUGUAUAUUCUUUUCAUAGUAUGGAGUUUUUCAUACUAUGGGAUAUUUCCGUUUUUGAAAUAGCCUAUCAGCUGCUCACACUGGAUAAGAAAAACCACACUCAUGUCAUCCCCAAAGGAAGGAUGAGUUGAAGGGAAAGGAGACGUAGUUUUGUGUGAUCUGUCCGCUGUAUUAACCGUGCAGAGUGCAUGACAACCCAGGUCUGUCUCCCCAGCAGCCCGUGCUGAACCACCUUCCUUCACGUCUCCAUGGCUGCUAGCAGUAGAGCUGAAUUUAAAGUCUAGAGCCAGAUGUUAAGUGUCACGGGGUUAUCUCCUGUUUUGUGUUAGAGGUCAGCCUUCCACUCACCUACCCAGAGCAUUUCCUCAUCAGAUUACAAGAGGCACAUGGUUUCCUUCAGGCUCUUCAAGAUAAGAAAGGACUGGUUUUCUUAGGUUCCAUAAGAUACUGCAGGGCAGGCUACUUGAUUCCGUUUAUUACUGCCCUCGUCACAACCCUCCAAAGGUAAAGUGAGAUGGGUGUUGAAAGCUGCUCUUUCCAGGCCUGAAUAACAAGAGUGUUAAGUGCUUUCUCUGCAUGUGAUCAUCAGAGAGCAUCAGUGGAAAUCGGGGCUCUGUUCCUUCCUCUGAAGACGUAACGAGUGAAAUGGAACCAUCCCCUUACAGAGCUCUGAUUACCACUGGCUUCCGUUGUAAGGCCAAUGGCCAGGGUUAGGGUUAUUUUGUAGCCAGAGAGUAGUUUUAUUUCUGUGAAACUAAUUGGCUCAUAUCUGAGGUCAGGUCGGGCUUGAACCUUUAUCAGUACUUCCACUCAUGCCCACUAGUAGUUGACCAGCCCAGGUAAUUGUUUAAUGGUGCUUCCUGACACUUUUCAGUUGACUUCCAUGUCAUUACAAAGGAAAUUUGCAUUGACUGUGUAAUCUAUGAUAACGUAUAAUGUCUGUUAUAUAGCUUAUGUAUUGUUAACAUUUAGUAAGUGUAAACACGCUGCAGCUAACUCUUAAAACUAACUUAGUCUUUGCUUAGGUAAAAAGCCAGAUACGAAAGUGUGGCAUGUACAUAACACUUUUUCUAUGUAAAUGAUUCAUUUCCUCAGGCUUUCAAGAACUAAGAUAUUUUUCCCCCAGAUUGGGUUAAUGUGCUUUUGACCCCAACCCUAUGGGGUUUGAGUAAACCAAAAAUCUGUGGAUGAAAAUCUGCCAUGGUCACCAGGUGGUGGUGACUAAGGAAAAAACUGGGCCCUCAAAUUCCUUCUGGUGAAGAGGGACGUUUCCUGUGCACCCCACGCCCUCCCCGCCUGGAGCUCAACUAAUUUGGUGGCUCCCCUCAGCCAUAGCUGCCGUUCCCAGUGGCAGGACUGCUCAGUCCUCACAGGGACAAGGGCUGGACUGUGGUCAUUCCCUUUAGUCAGUUACUGGCCACCUGGGCAAAAGGAGGCGUCUCUGAUAAAAAAGGUGGGACUCAGGUUUGGUGUUUUUUCUAAGUGCCUAAAUAAGUAAGCCAGGCUGUUUAUACAGAAACAUUUCCAGGAGGAAAUGGUUUUACCCAGACUGUCUUACUUAGAGGUGUCUCAGCAAGCCAAGAUAAACCUGAAUUUGAGGUUUAGAAUGGGAGUUUGUGUCUGCAUCUUCUCAUGUAUAGUUGGUUAGGAAACGUUUGCCAUUGAGUCAGAAGCAGUGGGCAAGGAGACAGCAUUAAAACGUGCCUAGUGAGAUUACUUAAUGGUUUCUCCACAGUGGAGGGAAGGGAUUGAAAGAAUGACAGCAAAAAGGGUAAGAAAGAAAGUAGCUGGGUUUACUGCACAUACAAUAUGCAAAAGCCAGUAUUAUUUUAAACUAAAAUCCAAGAAAAUGGUGUGAUAUCUAAUGUAUACAAGUCUAUGAAAAUACUGGGGAAUAAGACCAGGAAGGAUGGAUAUAUCUGCAGUGUUCCAGUGGGUCCUUGUGGAAGUAAAAUCACACCACAGGCUUUAAUUUAAUGUGGAGUCUUCUGGAGUUAAAAUAGAAAGUUAAGGGGUUUUAGUAAUUUUUCCAGUGCCACUUCUUGCCAUCGUUUUCACAUUGUUGAAUGGGCAUAGUGAGUUCAGAAAGCAGACCUGAUGCCCUCAUGGGAGAUGGAGCCACAUACGUGCUCAGGGUGGGACCGCCUCGCAGAACGGAACAUUUUCUCUUGAAGGCAAAAUGCUUAUACGUUUUGCCUCUUUAAUUUGUAUUUAAAGUUGCACAUGUUCACCUACCAGUGUUUACGAAAUCCUAUAUUUAGGAUGCUUUUUUUUUUAUAAUAAAAUAUUAUCAUUUGUGUC
Hipposideros armiger (great roundleaf bat) is the source of this 4811-nucleotide messenger RNA. RefSeq names its product potassium channel tetramerization domain containing 20 (gene KCTD20). The record is from RefSeq and is a predicted model, not a curated record. Gene Ontology annotation, molecular function: protein binding. Lineage: Eukaryota; Metazoa; Chordata; Mammalia; Chiroptera; Hipposideridae. The transcript is spliced from 9 exons. Gene Ontology annotation, cellular component: cytoplasm. Gene Ontology annotation, biological process: positive regulation of phosphorylation. The coding region runs from base 285 to 1544 and encodes 419 amino acids.